This is a messenger RNA of Zootoca vivipara (common lizard), 8089 nucleotides long. The record is from RefSeq and is a predicted model, not a curated record. NCBI's taxonomy places the organism in Eukaryota, Metazoa, Chordata, Lepidosauria, Squamata, Lacertidae.
GGCCUGGCUCAAGAAAUUUCCUUCUCAUUAAGUUGAGUGGGAGGAGGGGAAAUACCUUUCCCCACAUUGACUCCUCCUACCCCAAAACACCAUGUGCUAUGCUUAUUCGUGGUAUCUGAGCUCUCAGUCUCAGCACAUCACUGUAGAUGUAUAAAUUCCACACAGGGAGACCAUCUCUGGUGAUAGGCCAUGUAAGGUGGGGCUAUAUUUGCCUGGUUGUGUACACUUAGGGCUCAUAAAAGGGAACCUUAGGGAGCGGAAUUAUGGGGAAAGGGCACAUUGUGCAAACACCCUUUUUCCAGGACACACACAUGGGGACUGGAGCACAUGACUAUCACUUCUCCUAUCACCCCAACAUGUUCCUCUCCUUUGAUAUAUUAAAAAUUGCAGAACAGCAGUAGAAAUCAGAACUCUGCUAGAUAAAUUAAAUAACGAAAUAAUACAGAAACCAGAAAAAAAUCAGGGCAGCAGUUAAAUUGUAAAAAAGGAAAGGGAGGGGAACCUUGUCUGGCUCUCAGAUGAACAAUAAAUAUGGGGCACAAUUUUUCACACAUUCAAAGGCUGAGCCCUUGGCAUUUGGAAUGGGGUUCUAGAGUGCAGCACUGGCAAAAUGGAAGCCCUCCCUUCCAAGAGGAUCUGCAGCUCUCUGCCCCAACAAAUACCCUCUUCUAUCUCUUGAGGCUCCCACUUUUGGAUUGUCCUGCUCUGAAAAGUAAUAGACACUAUAGGCGUUGGUCCUUCAGAAUGUGGGCUUUCCUAUAAAGUUGUGCACAUUUUCUGUUUAGUCAGUCAUAUGAGCUCCUCCAGCUAGUCUGCAAACUGUUGUCAGGUUAAGUGGUUCUUAAAUAAACAGCACUUUAGCAGGGAAACUCAGGCCAAGCAGGUUCCCAGAUACUUGGCCAGAAACACUUCCUUUUCUUUGGUUUUCACUGGUCUGCCUUUCAAGACAGCAUCCAUCCCUUUUGCAUCCAGUCUCAUGGCUUCAGCCUGCCCUUCUUGGAUAGAAUUUCUGCAGCUGUUAACCAGCCUUAUGCCCUAUGACAGGCACCCCCAAACUUCCAGGGCCGUCUUGAGCAGAUCGCGCGCCCUGGUGCUGAGGGGCGGAGAUCGCUCCGCCGCCCGCCCCGCCCUUGCAGGGCGCAAUUGGUUUCCAUGCGGCUUUGCCGCGCGGCGCCCUCCUUGCCAGGCCGGUGCCCAGCUUACCAGCCCCCCGCCGUGGUGCACUGCGCCACCGGCGGUCUAUGUAGAGCCAGCCCUGCAAACUUCAGCCCGCCAGAUGUUUUGGACUACAAUUCCCAUCUUCCCUGACCACUGGUCCUAUUAGCUAGGGAUCAUGGGAGUUGUAGGCCAAAACAUCUGGAGGGCCGCACUUUGGGGAUGCCUGCCCUAUGAUAUGAGCAAAGGCUCAUGUCUUCCAAGUCAUAAAAUGAGAGGCCUUGGAUUUUUUGUUGAGGAAAGCUUGUUGCUUCUAGUGUGGAAUCAAAUGAGGACGUCAAUAUUAUGUCACCACAUUCCAGUGCGUCCCUCUACACAAGGAACCCUUAAUUGAAGGUAGAAGGUGUGUUGCCUGUCAGUGAUGAGCUUCGGGGAUGAUGGGUAAUAUGUAUGUUGGUGCAUACAAUUGGGUGCCCCGUGUCAGAGGGAAAUAGGUCCACCGUGAAAUCAUGGGAACUCAAGGGCAUGUUAAGAGUUAAGGAAUUGUUGAAACUGUUCAUGGCAGUGUUGUCGUGGUGUCUGCUAGCAGUGUGGACAUCCAGCUCUCAUGGUUUUUGCAAUUGCAAUGAACCAACUUUUUGCAGUUGGACCCCCAGUGUGUUUUUUAAAACUACUUUUAAUUUUGGGUGUAUUUUUUAAAAAUCCAAAAGAGAAGCCUUUUCAAAAGAAUUAGAAACUGAGAUUUAAAAGAGCACCCCAUUCUUGUGCAUGUGUGACAUUUAGUGGCAAACAUAACAAGCAUACUAUUUAUUUGAGUAGAUAAGUUUGAGUAGUACACAAUGCAGAAGUAUGCAGUUACCUCUUAGAGGCAAUUUUUAUUGUUCUAAGUCUUCAGAAAGUCCCUACGAGGUUCCCGAUUUCAGAGUCACUCAGUGUCAAAUUUGGUAAAAUCCCUUGGGAUGAAUGGCUUUAUAAUGCCAUGGCUCCUAGGACACUUUGAGGGAUGGGGAAAUCCAUGAUUAGAGUCGGUGCUAUUUUAGCAGCUUGCCAGCACGCAAAAGUGUUUCCGGACACUUCCAAGCCAGACCAGCUGUGUCCUCUUUCCUCCCUCUCUUGUUUAUGUGGGAGGAAGUGUGUGUGUCUCAGCUGAAGUCCUCAGUGGGAAAUGAGGAGCCAGAUUUUGUUCUGGGCGUGGUGUUCAUAUGUAGGAGUGUUGGGGGGUGGGGGAGAAAGACGUCAGCAGCCUCCAUACCUUCAGGGUUCAGAGGCCGUCGCCGCCUUCAUUUGGCAGAUUUGCCACCUGCAGCAGCAGCAGCAGCAGCACAGACAGCCUGGCAGACAAACGAGUGAGGGAUGUUGAUCUGGGAGGAGAAGAACACGCUGGAAUGGCUUCCAUCGCAGAUUGUUAAGCUGUUUGACUUCCCUCGGUUCCUGCUUACCCCAUCUCUUGGCAGAGAUGACGUGGUUCCAACUUCUGCUGCCUCAGCCAUGAGCUCUUCAGAGCACCCUCUGAACUAUCCGCCUGCAGCCCUGACCAAUGCUAGCCACAUUAUGGAGGACUGGAGCGAUGUGGCCCAAACUCCUUCGGAUGCUACCUCACUGAGGGCUGGACUGCUGCACAAUGCCAACAACAAUGCCUCCUCAGGGUCCUGGCGAGGCCUGAAGAGCCCUUCCCUUUCUUCUUCUGUCUCCCAUUCCAAACUAAGCUACCUGGAGCGUGUGGUCUUGGAGAUUGUGGAGUCGGAACGCAUGUACGUGCGGGAUUUGCGAAGUAUCAUAGAGAAUUACUUGGCGAAGAUCAUAGACACUCAAGAGCUGCUUCUACGGCCAGAACAAGUUAGUGCGCUCUUUGGGAACAUCGAGGAUAUCUAUGAACUGAACAGUGAGCUUCUGCAGGAUCUGGACAGCUGCCACAAUGACCCUGUUGCCGUGGCAAGAUGUUUUGUGGACAGGAGUCAGGAUUUUGAUAUCUACACUCAAUACUGUAAUAACUACCCUAACUCUGUGGCGGCUCUGACAGAAUGCAUGAGGAACAAACAGCUGGCCAAGUUCUUUCGCGAGCGGCAAGAGCAAAUCCGUCACUCGUUGCCCCUUGGCUCCUACCUUCUCAAGCCUGUCCAGCGCAUUCUCAAAUACCACCUGCUCCUUCAGGAGAUAGCAAAGCACUUCGACAUAGAAGAGGAUGGCUAUGAAGUGGUGGAAGAGGCGAUUGACACCAUGACCUGUGUGGCUUGGUAUAUCAAUGACAUGAAACGGAAGCACGAGCAUGCUGUGCGCCUGCAGGAGAUUCAGUCAUUGCUUAUAAACUGGAAGGGUCCUGACCUGACCACUUAUGGAGAGCUUGUGCUGGAGGGCACUUUCCGUGUCCAUCGGGUCAGAAAUGAGAGAACUUUCUUCUUGUUUGACAAAAUCUUGCUGAUAACAAAGAAACGGGGCGAUCAUUAUAUAUACAAAAGCCACAUUCCAUGCUCCUCCCUGAUGCUGAUUGAGAGUACACGAGACUCACUGUGCUUCACCGUCACCCAUUACAAGCACAGCAAACAGCAGUACAACAUCCAGGCCAAAUCGGGGGAGGAGAAGCGGGUUUGGACUCACCACAUCAAGCGCCUGAUUCUGGAGAACCACCAUGCCAUCAUCCCUCAGAAAGCCAAGGAAGCUAUCUUGGAAAUGGACUCAUACUAUCCUUCUCGCUACAAAUACAGUCCAGAGAGGCUGAAGAAGUCCUGGUCAUACCAACCUACAGAAGACAUUCCUCAGUAUGGCCGGCAGGGGCGCCGGCAAUCAGAGCCUUUCCGUGGCAAAAACACUGCUGAGAGGCUCCUAGAUGGACUCGAGCGUAAAGGCCGCAGGAAAUCUGAACCAACGAAACAGAUUCUCAAGCAACUGAGCAACAGAGGUGAGUGGCAUGCAGGCAGUGACGGAGCCCUUUUGGAGUUUGGGGAGCCCUCGCACCCCACCAACAGCUUGCCGCAGAAGCAGCAGCAGGAUCGGCAGGCCCUUCCCCAGGAAUCUCUGGAAGAGUUGGCUGAAAGCGAUGGCAGCGAGAAGGAUAUGGGGCUGGAGGAAGAAGACGAAGAGGAGGAGGAAGAAGAGGAGAGGCUGGUAGGAACAGAGCAGGUGGCAGACUUUGCAAGCUCCUUGAUGGCCGUCCUCCACUGCUGGCACUAUCGGGCCAACGCUUUGCUUUUCUCCUGGGGCAGCACGGCCAAGAGCCACAAGGCACAGGAAAGGCCCAAGCAAUACCAGUCGCCAGGCAGCAGUGGUGAGAAAAUCAGGGUCGGGGAUAAUGUCUCAUCUGUCCCAAAGGCGCGAUCAGCUCUCGAACUCAGCAUGGUCUUAGAAGCUUCUCCCCUUAAGGAAGAGUACCUGGAAGAGGGUCCUUCAGACCCCGAGUCUGUGGGCAACCCAGAGCCAGUCCUGGCAGGCCAGUGGGGGACCCUGAAUCAACAGCGUUCAGAUGGCCUGGAGCCCACUGAAAAUACCGAACUAAAGCCGCUUAGUAGUGAGGAGGAGGAGGAAGAAGAGGAGGAGGAAGAGGAGGACAGACGUGCACCCCAGACCAGAAGCAUCCUCCCUUUCUCCGUGCUGGAUCAGGCCAGCGUCAUUGCAGAGCGCUUUGCCAGCAGCCUCUCUCGCCGCAGCAGCCUGGCACUCGAGGAGGGCAAGGGCCACUUGACUCCAAAGCAGGCUAGCCGCAGUGGCAGCGUCUUGAGCCUGGACGGCAGUGAGAAGGCCGGAUGUCGCACGAACAGCACCACGGACUCCCUGCCGCAAGAGCCCCUGGGUGAGCCCAGCAGUGCCUGCAGCGGGGCUGCCUCGCCUGGACUGCUUGAGAUGGACCAUGCCUCCUGCAAGCGGAAGGAGUCCAUGCUCUCCCAUCAGGACCGGCUGCUGCUAGACAAGAUCAAGAGCUACUACGAUUAUGCGGAGCACCAGGAUGCCGGCUUCAGCGUCCGGCGACGGGAGAGCCUGUCCUAUAUCCCCAAAGGGAUGGUGAGGAAUUCCGUCUUCAGGAUCAACAGCCUUCCCCAACCAGAGCCUGAGCAGGAGGGGCUGAAGCACAAGAGGCCGGGGGGCCCUGCCAGUGGUGGGGCUGGCCCCACGGCAGCCUGGGUGUUGUCAAAUAGGCCCGCGGCUGGGCUACAGGCCCCCCGCUCCGAGGCAGCCUCUGUUGGAAGCCCCCUGCCCAUCACGGAAGUGGAGUUCAGGCCACCGGCUGAGAUGAUUAAAAUCUGGGAGGAGAUGGAGAAGCCCAGCAGAGAGGGCCGGAGUAGGAGGCUUGAAGAUGUCACUCGGCCAGGCACAGCGAACGGUCAAGUGCCCGGGGGCUCCUCUCUGCGGCACGCGGAGAGGCUCCGGGGCCAGGAGAACGGCUUUGACCUCCACGAGCCGCUUCUCAUCCUGGAGGACGAGGACCUUGGGUCCAUCACAGAGGAGUCGGUGGUGCCCUCGCCUGAGAGCAAGUCUCCCUUGGAGCGGGCUGUGCCUUCUAGGAAGCCCUGGAAGCUGGGCCAUGAGCUAGGGGGCUCUGAGCAAGAUCGGCAUCUCCCCCGCUUGCACCCCCGGAUAAUGCAGCUGGCCCACCUGACGGAGGCAGAGCUGGCGGAGAAGGUGAAGAACAAGGUCUACCAGCUGGCCCGCCAGUACAGCCUCCGAAUCAAGGGCCAGAAGCCUGCAGCACAUAGGAGGCUUGCUGAGCUGGAGGAGGAGAUGAAAGGCAAUACUUUGACUGUCCAGCAGGAGGCAGAUAAGAAAAGCAAGGGCAAACGGAAGCCAGCCUUGACCCUCCCCAAUACUUACGAGCAAGUAUUGUUGCAGGAGGCCAGCCCACUGGCUCUCACCCCAUCAUCAUCCUUGUCUCUGGAGAAGUCCCCCAAGCGCUUCUCUUUCAGCCCCUCCUCCAGCAGCCCGCGGCUUACCUCCCCCACCAGCAGCACCCUGUCUUGCAGCCCCCUCAGCCCCGUCGUAGCUGAGAAGUUCAACUGGCCAGACGUGCGGGAGCUCAGGUCCAAAUAUUCCUGUCCAUCAGGGAAUCAGAAGUGCAGGCCGCAACCCGUCAACAGGAGCCGCUCAGCCCCUGAAAAAAUGGUGGACACAGCUGGUAGAGCUCUGGAGGAGCACCAGUGCUCCAAGAGGAUUGUGAAGGCAGCGGACAAACCCCAGCAAGGGGGCAUGCCAGGCUGCAAAAGGGAAGCUCCACUGGACUCCAUCCCCCAGGGCCACGCCUGCCACGCGCACAAGGAAUUGAGCGUUACGGCCGAGACCUCUCUAGAGGAGAACCGUCAGCGAGUGGUUGUCAUGGAAAAGCUGCUGGAUGUGACUGUCGAUCCGGACGAGAGCUAUGUGCAGAUUCGCUCCCCUACUUCCCGGGAGAAGAUCUCUCUCAAGGCCGUGGUGGAGAGGUGCAAGGCCUACCAGGACUCGGAAGAAUACCGCAGGCGUGAGGAGGACCUCCAGGAAGCAGCUCCCCACAAAGCACUUCAGCAGGUUUGCCGGGAGAAAACAGACAGCAGCCAGCAGAGCCUGGUAAAGAACCUGAGGGAGAAAUUCCAGACCCUCAAUUCCAACAGUUGAGCUCCUAUGCCUGUUGCUCCCAUGCUGCUAAGCCCUCUUUUAUGAACUAGGAUGGUUCUGGAGUUGACGUCAUUUUUCUCCCCCAGCUUCUUGAGAGGAGAAAGGAUGGGUGACAGUCUCUUCUUCCUCCUCCUCCGGCCUGGAUUUCCACCUGGCUCAUUGUGCUCCAACCUUCAUGUCCAGCUGCCUCUACCCUCUGGGAAGUUGCUGAGCUCAUGGCUGUGCAUUCUGAGCCAGGUGGUUGCUGUCCUUCGUUGGCCGCGCUGUUGGGAAGUACUCUUCACACGUUUCCUGGAAGCACUGAGAAGCUUCCCAUCAGGACAGGCAUACCACAAAUCAGAGACUCCUUUGCAGCUACCCAUACGGUCCACCGAGAAAAGGUGUGUCCUUUCCCUUCAGGACCAAAUCCUAGCUUUGCCAAGCCAGAGCAGAAAUGAAUGAGCCUUCUGUUGCUCAGCCUCAUAGGAUAACCAUAAGUUAUUGUUCCAAAUUAUGUUUUGUCUUUACUUUUUUUAUUUUUAAAAGCGUGAUUUUACUGUGGCCGGCAGAGGGUUGAUCUGUUCUAAGACUCCAAGUUUGAUAGUAUAUAAUCUUAAUAAUACUGGUUGUGUACACAUUUCAGUCUGUACGCAUUGUGCAAUAACCACUUUUGACCAGAAAAUGUGGCUGUGGUUUCUUCACUUGGAGGGUGGGGGGAAGGGGGGGGAUUGCAGCCCAUGAUUUUUUACUGCAGAAGUAAGAUUGAGAAGAGUCUUGAGCAUCACAUAGCUCUCUUAAGUUCACCAGUGGCAUGGGCUAACACUAGUGUGGUUCUGAUCCACUAUAGUGCCAGGAGGUCUUAAAAGACCUGCACAUCCCUUGGUAGAAGAUUUAUUCUGUUCACUGGUGAGGCUGGAAAGAUCACUUCCCCCACCCCAACUACUGGAUGUUUUUAGAUCAAAUUUCUCAAAGAUAGGACACUUUGCCAAAGGAAGCAAUGCAGCUCCACUAGAGGAGAGCUCUGUAUGGAGAAAUAGGAAGGUGCUGCACUUGCCCAGUCUUAUUAUCAAAUGUUGGGUUGAAGGGUAGGCAGUGGCGGUUGAGAGAUGGGGAGCACAAACACAUUCUGGAUUUCGGGGGCAGGAUUCAGGGUGCAAUGGUGAGGUUUUCAUCAGCUGGGUUGGGGAGUAUUUGAGGUUAUUUCUCCACCAAACAGCAGAGAAACAAUGCCCACCUUCUUAGGGGUGAGUUUCAAACAACAGAAAAUGUCGAGGGCCUGCUCCAUUCCUCUCUCUACCUGCCAAAGAAUAUCCCAGAGGUGCUUAGGCAUAAUCUCUGGACAUGUUCAAGGAUACUUUGCAUUAAAGGCUAUUCAAGAUAA